AUGUCGUACUGUACCAAAGAGAGAGCUUGUUCAGAUUUGGCAAAGCCUCCAGUAAAUGAACCGAGGGAACCAGAACAGUUUCUAAUGCAGGCGCCCCAGGGAAAUCCACUGCUGCUUUCCCACACCCUACAAGAGCUAUUGAGCAAGGAUAGUGUGCAGGUGGAGCUUAUACCUGAGAAGAAGGGGCUUUUUCUGAAACAUGUGGAAUACGAGGUUUCCAGCAAGAGAUUCAAAUGCUCAGUCUACAGGCGAUAUAAUGAUUUUGUGGUGUUCCAUGAGAUGCUGCUUCAGAAGUUCCCAUAUCGUAUGGUGCCAGCACUUCCACCAAAGAGGAUGCUGGGAGCUGAUCGAGAAUUCAUAGAAUCUAGGAGGAGAGCACUGAAGCGUUUUAUAAACCUGGUGGCUCGACAUCCCCCUUUCUCGGAAGAUGUGCUCUUGAAACUCUUCCUGUCGUUCAGUGGCUCAGAUGUACAGAAUAAGCUAAGAGAGUUGGUCCAGGGAGUAGGAGAUGAAUUUAUGACCUGCAGAUUAGCUACCCAGGCCAAGGACUUCCUUCCAGCUGACAUACAGGCCCAGUUUGCUGCCAGCAGGGAGCUCAUCAGAAAUAUUUAUAAUAGCUUUUAUAAGCUUCGGGACCGUGCAGAGAGGAUAGCUUCUCGAGCCAUUGAUAAUGCCUCAGAUCUCCUCAUAUUUGGAAAGGAGCUAAGUGCUUUGGGCUCAGACACUACACCGCUUCCUUCCUGGGCUGCUUUGAAUAAUAGCACAUGGGGGACUCUGAAACAAGCCUUGAAGGGUCUGUCAGUUGAAUUUGCACUUCUGGCAGAUAAGGCUGUGCAGCAGGGUAAACAGGAAGAGAAUGAUGUGGUGGAGAAGCUGAACCUUUUCCUGGAUUUACUCCAGUCCUAUAAAGACCUGUGUGAAAGACAUGAGAAGGGAGUAUUGCACAAGCACCAGCGAGCAUUGCAUAAGUACAGCAUGAUGAAGAAGCAGAUGAUGAGUGCCACUGUGCAGAACAAAGAACCGGAAUCGGUGGAGCAAUUGGAGUCUCGGAUUGUGGAGCAAGAAAAUGCUAUCCUAACCAUGGAGCUGCGGAAUUACUUCUCUCUGUAUUGCCUGCAUCAGGAGACACAGCUUAUCCACAUCUAUCUGCCUCUCACGUCUCACAUUUUGGGGGCCUUUGUCAACUCCCAGAUCCAGGGUCACAAAGAGAUGAGUAAAGUUUGGAAUGAAUUGAAGCCGAAGUUGAGCUGCCUUUUUGUGGGAUCUAGCAAUAUGCCAACUCCACCAUUGUCACCUCCAGAGGGAAACUUCUUCUCCAAUUAAUGCCCUGAGCAUCUAGCAUGGAGCAAGAAGUGCAAUCAAGGAAGGGGUGGGACCUCUACCUCCAGAUGUUAGAAUGAAUCCUCCAAA
This is a messenger RNA of Haliaeetus leucocephalus (bald eagle), 1410 nucleotides long. It is a transcript of the gene SNX8, whose product is annotated as sorting nexin 8. The record is from RefSeq and is a predicted model, not a curated record. The transcript is spliced from 11 exons. Gene Ontology annotation, molecular function: phosphatidylinositol binding. The coding region runs from base 1 to 1323 and encodes 440 amino acids. Lineage: Eukaryota; Metazoa; Chordata; Aves; Accipitriformes; Accipitridae. Gene Ontology annotation, biological process: retrograde transport, endosome to Golgi.